AUGUGGUACGUGUGUAUUGAGAUCAUGCAGACUGCAUGGGCACACGGUGGGGUCACCGCAGCCAUCCAGAGUAUCACAGGAAAGGAUCAUCAGAGGGAAGGAAUCAGCGGCAGAAUAAAUUCCAGAAGAGAACUCGCAGACAAAAAACAGGACUUCCAGGUGCGUGUGAGGAUCAUUGAAGGCCGCCAGCUCCAGGGAAACAACAUAAAGCCCGUGGUGAAGGUCUUCAUCGGAGACCACGUGUACAGGACGAGAAUCAAAACGGGGAACAACCCCUAUUUUAAUGAGAUAUUUUUCCAGAACUUCCAUGAGACGCCUACUCAGCUCUUUGACGAGACCAUAAACAUACAGGUGCUGAACUCAAGGGCGGUGCGAGCGGAUUCCAUCAUUGGAGUGUUCAAGCUUGAGGUUGGCCGUGUGUACGACUCUCCCGGUCAUGCUCUCAGCUGGAAAUGGCUCAGCCUUUACCACCCGACUCAUCUGAAUGCUGGCUUGAGAGGCUACUUGAAAGUCAGCCUUUGUGUGCUUGGAGCCGGGGACCAGGCACCGGAGCUGGACAAUCCUGCGGAGAGCGAGGCCGUAGAGUCCAACCUUCUCAAGCCAGCAGCGAUGCCCGUAUGCAUGGCCACCUUUCAGCUCCGCAUAUACAGAGCUGAGGAUAUGCCCCAAAUGGAGGACUCUUGCCUGCAUUACUUUAGGUCCAUGUUCCAGAUGCAUGUCGACAAAAGGAUCUGUGCUGACCCUUCUGUGGAAGUUAGUUUUGCAGGGAAAACGCACUGCACCAGAGUGAUGCCAAGAAAUGCCAACCCGGAGUGGAACCAGGUGCUGUUCUUUCCUGCCCAGUUACCGGCCGUGUGUGAUAAGAUCAAGCUCACCGUGCUGAACGGGGACCGAGCAGGAAAGAGGGACGUCCUUGGGACCACCUACAUCAGCCUGUCCCAGGUGUCCUCCACGGGGGCUGAGAUAGAAGGGGAUUUCUCCGGGUUCCUGCCAUGCUUUGGACCCAGCUUCCUGACCCUCUACGGGAGCCCCAGGGAAUUCACCAGCCUCCACGACCCAUAUGAGAAACUCAACUCUGGGAGCGAGGAAGGGGUGGCCUAUCGAGGUCGGAUUCUAGUGGAAUUAAACACCAGCAUGGAUAGGACCCCCCAGCAGGAAAUAGAGGAGAUCCCUGCAGAGGCUGUUGCCAGGGUGGAGCGAUACUUGUCGCGGCGCAAGUACGGCCUGUGUGCCAUCUUCUAUUCAGCCACCAUGCUGCCCGCUAUCAAGGAGCUGAUCCAGUUUGAGGUCAGCAUCGGGAACUAUGGCAACAAGUUUGACGUGACCUGCAAGCCCUGUGCCUCAACCACCCAGUACAGCCAAGCUGUGUUUGACGGAAACCAUUAUCACUAUCUGCCGUGGUACGACACCAAGCCAAUGGUGGCCAUCACCUCUUUCUGGGAGGACGCUAGCUACUACAUGGACACCCUGAACAUCCUGCACUCCACACGGGACAGGCUGACAUUGAAUCUGGAUGCUCUGAGAUCCGUCCGAACCGCCGAGGAUCCAUCUUUGGGUGACGUCUGGAAGAAGCUGCUGAAAGAGCUGCUGGAGGACUGCAACAGGCCGCUGCCCAGUUUGGAAGGUCGGGUGACAGCCACAGGCCUGGAUCAGCAGCUGAGGGACCUGCGUGGUCGGCUCCUCCACCAAGUAGCCAGGUCUGCAGAAAGGCUGAGCGCUGGGACGAACCCAAAGACCCUGAUCCUCAAGGUAGAGGACUGGCUGCAGAGGAUCAACUCCAUCACUCCUGAGCCCCAAGCCAGCAUGCCCGACGUGGUGAUCUGGAUGCUGUGCAAGGAGAAGCGGGUGGCCUAUGCCCGCGUGAAGGCUCACACCAUCAUGUUCUCCAAGGCCGGUCCCUGCGCCUGCGGCAAGCUGUGCGGGAAAACCCACACCCUCUUCCUGAAGAGCCCCCAGCGAGAUGGGAAGGACACCAUCCAUGGCCAGCUGCGCAUGCGAAUGUGGCUGAGUCUGGUGUCCGACAGCCAGGAGUUCAUGAGGCACUGCGAGGGGAAGAUCGGGGUCUAUGCAGAGACGUAUGAGAACCAGGUGAAGAUCUUUGGGAAGUGGGGGCCCAAAGGGCUGAUGCAGCACCCCAGCUUCUCAGACAUAACCGGGAAGAUUGGUGUCCCGAGGGACAAGUUCCAGGUGCCCAAGGGCUGGCACUGGGAUGGCGACUGGGCGGUGGAGCCACAGAGGAGGCUGCUGCUGGAUACUGAGACCAACCACAGUGAGGUGCUGGAGGAGGUGUACGAGAACGAGAGCCGGCAGCCAGGGGAAGAGUGGGCCCCUGCCCCUUCUCCCAACACCGAUGCGGGCGGAGCCGCCAUCUCCCCAAAGGAAGGGAUCGUGUGCCCUAAGGGCUGGCACUUCGAGGAAGGCUGGAGGGUGGAGGUGAACCGAGCUGUGGAUGAGUCUGGCUGGGAGUACGGCAUUGGCAUCCCCCCCACCGGAACACCCCAGUCCUGGAAUGCAACAGAGAAGACGUACCACACGCACCGGCGUCGGCGCUGGCUGCGGAGACGCUGUCGGGACCUGAACGCUCAGAGCCAGGAGCAGGAAAUCGCCUCCUUUCUCCAGCUGCACUCUACAGGGAAGCCGGCGGAAGAGGACACCUGGGAAUACGCCUCCUUUUUUGGCUGGAAGUUCCACCUGCAGCCCCGGCCGCAUGACGCUUACCGGCGGCGCUGCUGGCGCAGGAAGCUCGUGCCCGUGCAGCCCACCAGGGUGGCUCCCAUUUUCCUCUUGGAGGGCUCCCUGGGUGUGGAGUUUGAAGAUCAAGAGAAGGAGGAAGGAGAGGAGGAGGAGAAAGAGAAACAGAAGGAGCGAGAGAAAAAGAUCCUGGAGGAGGGAGAGAGAGAGAAGAGGUCCCCAGCCCAGAACAUCCUGCAGCUGAACACUCCUCUGAUCACCUGUGUCUUCCAGCAGCCCAAUUACUACCAGCUGCACUGCUACAUCUUCCAAGCCAGGGAUCUGACACCGAGCGAUGGCAGGAGCUCCUCCGAUCCCUAUGCCCACGUGUCCUUCCUGCACAGGAGCCAGCGCACACAGACCUUGACUGCCACCCUGAGCCCCAGCUGGGACCAGACCCUCAUCUUCGACCAUGUGCUGAUUUACGGAGACCCCCAGGCCACCCGGCAGGACCCGCCACUGGUGGUUUUGGAGUUGUUUGACCGGGAUAUCAUUGACAAGGAUGACUUCCUGGGGAGGAGCAUGUGUUCCCCCCUGGUAUGUCUGGAUCUCGGAUCCCGACACCUCCCCCGCCUCCAGUGGUAUCCAAUCACAAAGCAGCAGAAGGAAGCAGGCGAGCUCUUAGCUGCCUUUGAGCUCCUAUUGGAUCCCAAGGAUGGUGCACCAGGCCGCCUUCCUGCCCCCUCCUGGAAGAACGGGGUCUACGUCAUCCCUAGCGACAUCCGGCCCACGCUGAGACUGAUGGCCAUUGAGAUCCUGGCCUGGGGCCUGCGGGACCUGCAGAGCUACAACCUGCUGAGCGUCAUGGCACCAAGCCUGGUGGUGGAGUGUGGAGGAGAGGCCAUCCAGACGGCUCCCAUCAGAGACCUCCACGAGAACCCCAACUUCCCAAUCAAUGUCUUCCUCAUGAGAGUGCACCUGCCCAUGGAAGAAGAUUUAAUGCCCCCCAUCGAGCUGAAGGUCGUGGACAACCGGGAGUUUGGGUACAAGCCAGUGGUGGGCCAGGCCAGCGUGAGAUCCCUGCACCAGUACAUGUGCGAGCCGUCCGCAGGAAAGGAAGAUGUAUUCCUAGUGAGGACAUAGCUGGGAUCCGCAGUCCCCUGCUAUUCCGUGAUCUUGGAAAUAUAAAAUGCUCACACUGCUCUUCCUUCCGUUCUUCCCCAGGAGGAGGAGGAGUGUGUCGACUGGUGGAGCAAGUUCUAUGCUGCCACGGGGGAUCUGGCAAAGAGCGGCGGCUACCUGCAGACAGGGCUGGACAGCCUGAAGGUCUAUAACUGUGAGUUGGAGGCUGUGCCGGAGUUCCAGGGCCUGCAGGAUUUCUGCCAGACCUUCAGGCUGUACCGUGGGCGGGUGCGGGAGGAGGCCAGCGAAGACCCCCUGGUGGUCGGGGAAUUCAAGGGACUCUUCCAGAUCUAUCCACUGCCAGAGGACCCCAGCUCCCCACCACCGCCGCGCCAGUUCCAGGAGCUGCCCGAAAGCCAACCCCAGAAGUGUCUGGUCCGGGUUUACAUCGUCCGGGCCUUUAACCUCCCGCCAAAGGAUAGGAACGGCCUGUGCGACCCCUACGUGCGGGUCACCCUGGGCAAAAAGAAGCUGGGGGACAGAGACCAGUAUCUGCCCAACACCCUGGAACCUGUCUUUGGCAGGGUGUUCGAGCUCCCGUGCACCCUCCCGCUGGAGAAGGACUUGCAGAUCUCGCUCUUUGACUACGACCUCAUCCUCCCCGACCAGAAGAUAGGGGCCACCAGCAUCGACCUGGAGAACCGGCUCCUGUCCCGCUUCCGGGCCAACUGUGGGCUGCCCCAGUCCUACUGCAUUUCCGGCCCCUGUCAGUGGCGAGACCAGCUGCUCCCCACCCAGUUACUGGAGAACUUUGCCAGGAUGAGGAGUCUGGCCGUGCCCGAGUUCAGCGCAGACGGGGGCAAAGCCACUUUCAUGGGCAGGGCCUUCCUGCUGGCGCAGUUCGAGAGCAAGGUCCCUGCGCACGGUCACCUGGGGCCUCCAAGAGAGCGCCUGGCCCUGCACCUGCUCCGCACCUGCGGGCUGGUCCCCGAGCACCUGGAGACCAGGACCCUGUACCACAGCAUCCAGCCCGGCAUUGACCAGGGGAAGCUGCAGAUGUGGGUGGACAUUUUCCCAGAGAGUUUUGGCCCCCCAGGCCCUGCCUUCAACAUCACCCCACGGAUGCCCAAACGGUACGAGCUGCGCUGCGUCGUCUGGAACACGCGGGACGUGGAUCUGCGGGACACCAGCAUCACGGGGCAGAGGAUGAGCGACAUCUAUGUGAAAGGGUGGCUGGAUGGCCUGGAGGAGGAGAGGCAGAGAACCGAUGUCCACUACAGGUCCCUGGGAGGAGAGGGCAACUUCAACUGGAGGUUCAUCUUCCCCUUCGAGUUCCUGCCCAUGGAGCAGGUCUGCGUCCUGCCCGAGAAGCAACAUCUCUGGAGCCUGGAUGAGACGGUGCUGAAGGUGCCCCCCAAGCUCAUCCUCCAGCUGUGGGACAACGACAAGUUCUCGGCUGACGAUUUUCUCGGGGUUCUGGAAAUCAAACUGCUCAGCAUGCCCUGCCCAGCCAGGCGCCCCCGGGCCUGCACCCUGAAAAUGCUGCAGGAUGAGAGCGACUCCCCCACCCCACCCCGCUGCCCCAGGAGCACCUCCCUCUUCAAGCAGAGGCUUGCCCGAGGCUGGUGGCCGUGCGUGGUGCAGGAGGAGGGCAGACAGCGGCUGUCGGGCAAGAUUGAGCUGACGCUGGAGCUGCUGACGGACAAGGAGACAGAAGAGCGGCCUGCUGGGAAGGGAAGGGAGGAGCCAAACAUGAACCCCACCCUGUACCCACCCGUGCGCCCAGAAGCCUCGUUCCUGUGGUUCACGGCCCCCCUCAAGAGCCUCCGCUACAUCCUCUGGCAGCCGCACAAGUGCAAGAUCAUCCUGGGGGUCGUGCUGUUCCUGCUGCUGCUCCUGCUCGCAGCCUUCAUCUACGCCAGCCCGCGCUACUUGGCCAUGAAGCUGAUAAACCCCUUCCGCAGUCUCCAUUCCUUCGGGAGCCUCAAUCCUCUGGCGGGGAGCAGCGGGAGCCCGUAG
Messenger RNA from Emys orbicularis (European pond turtle), 5811 nucleotides. RefSeq names its product fer-1 like family member 5 (gene FER1L5). Gene Ontology annotation, cellular component: membrane; cytoplasmic vesicle; T-tubule. The transcript has 49 exons. Gene Ontology annotation, biological process: negative regulation of phagocytosis; T-tubule organization; plasma membrane repair. Lineage: Eukaryota; Metazoa; Chordata; Testudines; Emydidae. The record is from RefSeq and is a predicted model, not a curated record.